AUGUCGUUCCUCAUCGAGACCACCGGCCGCCGUCUGGCCACCCUCCCCCGCGUCAUCCCUAGAACCUUUGCCGUCGCGCCCAGGUCCUUCACCACCACCGUUCCCGCUCAGAAGUCUGCGACCGAGACCGUCAAGGAUGGCCUGAAGACUGUCGACCGUAAGGUCAGCGACAAGCUCGUCGACGGCAUUGACGUCGGAGCCAACGUCGCCGAGAAGGUCAAGCAGGCCGUUCCCAACACAACGGGCGAGGCUAAGGGCAAGGCUCAGGAGCUCAAGGGCGAGGCCAAGGGCAAGGUCAACGAGCUGUCGGGCCAGGCCAAGGGCAAGGCGCAAGAGCUUAAGGGCGAAGCGGCCGGCAAGACCAAGGGCGCCGCCGACCAAGUGAAGGGCACCGCCGACCAGGUUAAGAAGAACCUGUAA
This is a messenger RNA of Colletotrichum higginsianum IMI 349063, 420 nucleotides long. Its product is annotated as Lea domain protein. The record is from RefSeq and is a predicted model, not a curated record. NCBI's taxonomy places the organism in Eukaryota, Fungi, Ascomycota, Sordariomycetes, Glomerellales, Glomerellaceae. The transcript is spliced from 2 exons. Bases 1 to 420 code for a protein of 139 amino acids.